Molecule: messenger RNA, 927 nt
Organism: Capronia epimyces CBS 606.96
Lineage: Eukaryota; Fungi; Ascomycota; Eurotiomycetes; Chaetothyriales; Herpotrichiellaceae
Exons: 1
Coding region: 1-927 (308 amino acids)
Cellular component (GO): cytoplasm; nucleus
Molecular function (GO): ribonucleoside-diphosphate reductase inhibitor activity
Source: RefSeq, a predicted model, not a curated record
AUGGGCCUACCUCAAGAGUCGUCCGGCGCUGCGCCCUCCAUUGACUCCGAAUCUCAUCUCUCCAAGCGUCGUCGCUUCACACCAAACUCCCUCCCUAUUAUUCCUGUCUCCAAUAAUACGGAUAUUGAGCAUCAUACCUUCGACUCACCCUUGCUAUUGCAGCUGUGUGAACAAGCCCCUGAUCAAGCAGAAAUUGAGGCUGGUCUUCUCCAGGUCGGCAUGCGCGUCAGGAAGGCUGUUGCUGAAGGAUACAAGACUCAGGUGAAGAAAUUCACCCCUCGUCCAUUCUUCAAUGUCGACAGACUCUCUCCUGAAACCCAGGCGGCCCUUUGCGGAGGAAACUCGGGCGCAACCAAUGAAUUGUCUCCAUAUGCUGCCUCACAAAUUCAGCCUCUGAGCACGGCUACCUUUUGUGGCAUUAAUCUGGCAUUCAUGUCUCAUUACAGCGAGGAUAUGUCCAACGACUUGGGGAGCUCUUUCGUCUCGGAACAAUCUCUUUGGUCUUAUUGUACCAGCCACAAGCGUGGUUAUGAAGUUGACUCGGAUAGCGAGGAAAGCCAGGACUGGCAGCCUCAGACACCCAGCUUGGUCGCGGAUGCUGGGGUGACCAUGCCCGUGGAUUUUUUUGCCAUCGAUAUGGAUACUAUGAGCUCGGUUAACUCCAUGACCCAGAUUGACAACCGUACCGGACAACAACUCAAUGGUCGAAGAAUGGCAAUGCCCAAGAGUCGAAGCCGGUUUGUUCAACCAGCUGCACCGCAGAUGCCACCAGCUUCUCCAUUCAACCCAUUCGCCCACGUGGCCGAUCAUCAAUCAGAGCCUCACCUUGGUCAUAAGCGAAUGAUCAGCUGUGGUAUGGAAGCCAUGGAUUUUGGUGAAGCUCCAUUUUUGCAACGACGAGAGGAUGUGGAAAUGGACUGCUCCUGA